Molecule: messenger RNA, 1116 nt
Organism: Paecilomyces variotii
Lineage: Eukaryota; Fungi; Ascomycota; Eurotiomycetes; Eurotiales; Thermoascaceae
Product: short-chain dehydrogenase
Exons: 2
Coding region: 42-947 (301 amino acids)
Molecular function (GO): oxidoreductase activity
Source: RefSeq, a predicted model, not a curated record
UAUUAUUUUGCUAUACAUAUGAUUUUGUUUUUGUAUUCAAAAUGGCUGCUCAAGGAGCUCAAGAUAGCAACGCGUCAUUGAGACUCACCAACCUGUUCGAUGUCAAAGGCAGAGUCGCAAUUGUGUCUGGUGCCGGCACCGGGAUCGCCUUGAUGCAAGCGCAAGCUCUUGCAGUGAACGGUGCCAGAGUAUAUAUCGUCGGACGCACCGAAGACAAGCUCGAUAGAGUUGCUGAGCUCUAUGGCAAGAAUAUAGAUGGAAAGAUCAUUCCACUAACUGCCGAUAUAACGUGCAAGAAAUCCAUCGCGAAUCUUGUCAAGACCUUCUCGUCUCACGAAGACCACCUGGACAUAUUGAUGAACACGGCUGGCAUUGCAGGGCAGUCUCAAACGGCGAAUCUUAAGAAGCCCGAGGAACUGCGCAAGAGCUUAUUUGAAAAUGAAACGGCAACCUUUGCAGACUGGGAUGCGAUUUAUCGGACCAAUGUCAGCCAUCUCUACUUCAUGACUACUGCAUUUCUGCCGUUGCUUCAGAAAGGCAGCGACAAGAGAUACGCAUGGAGUAGUACAGUGAUCAACACAAGCUCGAUCUCGGGCAUUGUAAAGGUGACACAGGAUCAUUUCGCCUAUAAUACGUCCAAGGCCGGAGCUGUCCACCUCACGAAAAUGCUGGCUUACGAAAUAUCGAAUUCUGGGUUGAAAAUCCGCGUCAAUCAAAUCGCCCCUGGUGUCUUUCCUAGCGAGAUGACUGCUAUGAGUAGUGACGAUAAGAAUAAGAGUCAUCUGCCGAAGGAGAUGAUGGUGGGUGUGGUUCCCGCUGGGAGGCCUGGGCAUGAACGUGAUAUGGCUAGUGCAACUAUCUUUACUGCUACCAACCAGUACCUGAAUGGUGCCACUAUUGUGGUGGAUGGCGGCUAUAUUUUAGCAACUGGUUCAAUAUCCGUCUGAGGCUUAGCAAAGGGUCUCAAGCUAGAACAUCGAGUUAUAUAUACGUAAAAGAUUGACAUUAUGUCUUUUAAGAGUUCCUUGUGUUAAUUCAUGUCUUAAUUCGCAGAUUUGUGGGCGAUCUCUCGUAUUGAGAAUAAUGUAGCUCAUCCAUCGGGGGUCCAUGUAUGCU